AUGGGUAUUAUAAGGUUCUACAAAGCACCUGGGUUAAAGUCAGGUCAACUUAAAAAUAAAUUUAACAAUCUUGUUCAAAUAUCACAUUUAAUCAAUGGCUUGGAAACUGAAUUGUGCUACUAUAUUGAAACUAAAGAACCUUUAAAUGAUGAAGAAUUGAAAGUGCUAAAAUGGAUUUUAACAUCACCAUUGAAGCCACAUAGUUUAAAAAAUACCAGUAUAUUUGAUGAGAAAUUAAAUAAUUGCCUAAUUAUUGAAAUUGGUCCAAGAUUGAAUUUUUCUACAGCAUUCUCCAGCAAUGCUGUAUCAAUUUGUAGAUCUGUACAUUUAAAUAAAAUAACAAGAAUUGAAGCAGUAACUAGAUACUGCAUUAAACAUAAUGGAACAAUUGACAAGAAAGUUGAAGAUGCUGUAACAGAUGUUCUACAUGAUAAAAUGACUCAAUGCAGAUAUAUGAAUCCAAUAGAAACAUUUGAUCAUGGUUUUAGACCAGAAAACUGGUUUGAGGUUGAUGUUUUACAGGAGGGGAGAACAGCAUUAGAAAAUGUAAACUCAAAAUUAGGUUUGGCAUUUGAUAACUGGGACUUGGACUUUUACACACAUUUAUUUCUCAAUAAGUUAAAACGUAAUCCAACUAGCGUUGAAUGCUUCGAUUUGGCACAAUCUAAUAGUGAACACAGUCGUCAUUGGUUCUUUAAAGGUCGAAUGAUUGUUGAUGGUGAAGACACAAAAAAAUCAUUGAUUGAUAUGAUCAUGGAAACGCAAAAAUACUCCAAUCCAAACAAUACAAUUAAGUUUAGCGAUAACAGUAGUGCAAUCAAGGGAUACAAAACAAACAUUUUACGACCAGACAAGACUUACACUUGUAGUCCUUUUCAUUUGGAAAAUGUAUAUCAAGAUCUGAUAUUCACUGCAGAGACUCACAAUUUUCCAACUGGUGUUGCUCCAUUUAGUGGGGCUACAACUGGAACUGGAGGGAGAUUGAGAGAUAUUCAAGGAAUUGGUAGGGGAGGAUAUUACAUUGCUGGGACUGUUGGUUAUUCUGUUGGUAAUUUACAAAUUCCAGGAUAUGAUUUACCUUGGGAAGAGAAAAAAGUACCAUAUCCUAACAAUAUGGCUUCUCCUUUGAAGAUCAUAAUCGAAGCUAGUAAUGGAGCAUCUGAUUAUGGCAAUAAAUUUGGAGAACCACUAAUAUCUGGCUUUUCUCGUUCGUUUGGUAUGACUGACGAUGUCGGUGUACGACGUGAAUGGAUUAAACCCAUUAUGUUCAGCGGAGGAUUGGGUACAAUGGAUGCUGAUAUGUCUCAAAAAGUUUCACCACAGAAAGGCAUGGAAGUCAUUAAAAUUGGUGGACCUGUUUAUAGAAUUGGUGUGGGGGGUGGUGCAGCAAGUUCCAUUGAGGUGCAAGGUGACAACAAGUCAGAAUUAGAUUUUGGAGCUGUGCAGAGAGGCGAUCCAGAAAUGGAACAAAAAUUGAACAGAGUAGUUCGUGCUUGCAUUGAAAUGGGAAAACGGAACCCAAUACUUAGCAUACAUGACCAAGGAGCUGGAGGCAAUGGUAACGUUCUGAAAGAAUUAGUAGAGCCCGCGGGUGCAGUAAUUUUCGCAAAAAAAUUUGAAUUAGGCGAUCCCAGCAUCAGUACCUUGGAACUAUGGGGCGCUGAGUAUCAAGAAAAUGACGCGAUUCUUUGCAAAUCGGAAGACAGUAAUUUGCUCAAAGAAAUAGCAGCGCGUGAAAAAUGCCCUAUUAAUUUUGUGGGAAUUGUUACCGGAAAUGGGAAAAUCAUUCUUUCUGAGGAGGAUAAUUGUGAUCCAUCAAAAUGUUUAAAUGCAAAUUCUGAAAAAAAUACAAGGCACCCAGUUGAUUUAGAUCUAGAAAUGGUACUUGGAAAAAUGCCUCGCAAGACUUUUAAUCUUCAAAGACAGACAACUCAAUUACCUGCUAUUAAGUUACCUGCAACAUUGACUGUGCAAGCUGCUUUGGAAAGAGUUCUACGUUUGCCUUCGGUAGCAAGCAAACGAUACUUAACUAACAAGGUUGAUCGUUGUGUCACCGGAUUAAUUGCACAACAGCAAUGCGUUGGUCCUUUGCACACUCCCCUUGCAGAUGUUGCUGUUACUGCUAUCUCUCAUUUCUCCACAGUUGGUAUUGCAACUUCUAUUGGAGAACAACCAAUAAAAGGUCUCGUAAAUGCAGCAGCAGGAGCUCGUAUGACCGUGGCAGAAGCUUUGAGCAACUUAGUUUUUGCACACAUUUCAGACAUACAGGAUGUUAAAUGCAGUGGAAACUGGAUGUGGGCUGCUAAAUUAUCAGGAGAAGGUGCUGCAUUAUAUGAUGCAUGCUCCGCUAUGUGUUCACUCAUGAACGAAUUAGGAAUUGCAAUUGAUGGAGGGAAGGAUUCUCUUAGCAUGGCGGCACGAAUUGGUAAAGACGUGGUUAAAGCACCAGGAACACUAGUGGUUUCUUGUUACGCUCCUUGUCCUGAUAUACGACAAGUAGUAACGCCUGAUUUAAAGGCACCUGCAGCAGGAAAAAAUGGUUACGUACUAUUUGUUGAUUUAUCAAACGGGCAAAAUCGAAUUAGUGGUACAGCUUUAGCUCAGGUUUAUGGGUCUCUUGGAAAUGAUGUACCAGAUGUGCAGCAUGCUGCUGUGUUAAAAAAUGCUUUCAAAGCUACUCAACAUUUAAUUGCAGGUAAACUGUAUUUAUAAAAAGUAAUUAAAUAUAAUUCAUUAUAUGUAUUAGCAGGUCAUGACGUUAGUGACGGUGGACUUAUCACAUGCCUGCUUGAGAUGUGUUUCGCCGGAAUUUCUGGAAUGAACAUCAAUAUUUCUCAUAAGUUAGGAUCUCCCAUUGAAAUUUUAUUCGCUGAAGAAGUAGGAUGGAUAUUAGAAGUUGAUCAGGAAAGUCAUAAUUACGUCCUGGACGUAUUUAAACAGUAUAAUGUUCCUGUAUAUUUAAUUGGACUGUCAACAGGAUGUGGAUUAUCAUCCAAAGUAAAUGUCAAAAUACAAGAGAAGAUGGUUCUGGAUUCGACUGUGUUAUCAUUAAUGAAUUUAUGGGAAGAAACUAGUUAUCAAUUAGAACGUCGGCAAACGAAUGUUGAUUGUGCACUUGAAGAAUUCAGUGGACUAAAAUAUAGAAUUGCGCCAGCUUAUAAAUUAACGUUUAAUCCUGAUAUUAGGUCAAUUGCAGUUCAAAAACAUGUGUCCUCAAACAUUGCGGUUGCCGUGAUAAGAGAGGAAGGUAUAAACGGUGAUAGAGAAAUGGCGGCGUCCCUAAUGGACGCUGGUUUUGAAGUUUGGGAUGUGACGAUGCAGGACCUAUUACAAAGUAAGACUACAUUGGAUAGAUUUGAAGGUGUCAUAUUUCCUGGUGGUUUCAGUUAUGCAGAUGUUUUAGGUUCUGCUAAAGGAUGGGCUGCAAGUCUUCUGUUACAUCCAUCUAUUCAACAACAAUUAACAGCAUUCAUUUCUCGCAAAGAUACAUUUAGCUUAGGUGUUUGCAAUGGAUGUCAAUUAAUGACUUUAUUAGGAUGGAUAGGAAAUGAAACUGAUGAUGCUAAAGAAUCAGACGUUUUCCUCGAUCAUAACGCGUCGGAACGAUUCGAGUGUCGAUGGAGUACUGUCAGAAUUGAUAAAUCGCCAUCGAUCAUGUUAAAUGGAAUGGAAAAUAGCAUCUUAGGUGUAUGGGUUGCUCAUGGUGAAGGAAGAUUUACAUUCCGAAAUAAUGAGGUUUUAAAGAAACUAAAAGAGAAUCAUUGUUUGGCUAUUAAGUACACAGAUGAUUAUGGUAAUCCAACCGAACGAUAUCCACUUAACCCUAAUGGAAGUACAGAGGGUAUAGCUGGUAUUUGUUCCGCGGAUGGACGCCACUUGGCAAUGAUGCCUCAUCCUGAGCGAUGUACACAAAUGUGGCAAUGGCCUUGGAAACCCACUGAUUGGAAGAAUAUCGCCUCGCCAUGGCACCGCAUUUUCGACAAUGCGUACACAUGGUGCGUAACAAAAAAUUGA
Habropoda laboriosa is the source of this 4014-nucleotide messenger RNA. RefSeq names its product phosphoribosylformylglycinamidine synthase (gene Pfas). Lineage: Eukaryota; Metazoa; Arthropoda; Insecta; Hymenoptera; Apidae. Gene Ontology annotation, biological process: 'de novo' IMP biosynthetic process. The transcript is spliced from 18 exons. The record is from RefSeq and is a predicted model, not a curated record. Gene Ontology annotation, molecular function: phosphoribosylformylglycinamidine synthase activity.